Uranotaenia lowii is the source of this 1186-nucleotide messenger RNA. RefSeq names its product serine protease grass-like. Gene Ontology annotation, molecular function: serine-type endopeptidase activity. Bases 39 to 1148 code for a protein of 369 amino acids. The record is from RefSeq and is a predicted model, not a curated record. Lineage: Eukaryota; Metazoa; Arthropoda; Insecta; Diptera; Culicidae. The transcript is spliced from 4 exons. Gene Ontology annotation, biological process: proteolysis.
GGCAAUCGUGUCGUCGAAGAAAAGAGUGCCUAGUUGUGAUGUCGUUCGUUUUUCGGACACUAACGGUUUUGCUGCUGGCGGGAAUCAGCGCAGCUGCAGCUGCAGUUCCAAGCGAAGUCCCGUGUACUACACCAGUUCGAAAGCCUGGUUUCUGUGUGGACAUCCGGAGAUGCGCCAACAUCUACAGAAUAGUUACCGAUCCCAAUCCCCCACUGAUUGGGCUCGCCAACUACAUCCGGAAAGCCGCUUGUACCCUUCCGAGAGUUGAACGUAGCGUCUGUUGUGUGCCGUCCGAAAUCGACCUCAAAGCUAAAGUAGUCGCAUUACCGACGAAAUGUGGCCAGGCCGUGACCGAUCGAAUUGCGUAUGGCAAUGUGACCAAAGUGUUUGACUUUCCGUGGAUGGCUGUGCUCAAGUACAAAACCAUUGCAGGCUAUAUGACCGACGCAUGUGGAGGAACCUUGAUCCACAAGCGCUAUGUCCUAACUGCGGCUCAUUGCCUGAGAACCCCGAGCAAAAUUCAAAUACACACCGUACGACUUGGCGAACAUGACAAGAGCUCCGAAAUCGACUGUAACAUCUACAGAAACCCAAGAGGAAUGGUAAUACAAGAAGAAUGCGCCAAGAAGCCUGUAGAUUACGGAAUCGAAUCCAUGGUACUUCACGAAAACUAUAAUAAACCCACGAGAAGCAACGACAUCGGUCUGAUAAGGUUGGACAGGGACGUGAAGAUGGAUGAUCACAUCCACCCGAUUUGCCUGCCAGUAACGCCGGCCUUACGAUCGUUGGAAUUGAAACGCUACCUAGUAACAGGUUGGGGAACUACCGAAAACCAAAUAGGAUCAGACGUUUUGCUCAGCGCUGUUCUGCCGAGUGUGAGUAAUGAGGACUGCAACAAACGAUGGCAAAAGUUCAACGCACGCGUAUACGAUACGGAUAUGUGCGCGGGCGGUGAGAACUUUGUGGACUCUUGCGAAGGUGAUUCUGGUGGACCGCUAGGUUUCCCUGCCACAUAUAACGGAGUUCGAUUCGUGCAGUUCGGGGUGGUUGCACGAGGUGGCUCUUUCUGUGGUGCUGAAAAUAGGCCUGGAAUAUACACCCGAGUAGCACCCUAUAUGGAUUGGAUAAUGGCAAACAUCGAACCAUAGAUUCCGAAACUAAUUUUCCAAUGAAAUAAAACUUAACC